AUGAAAACCGCACGCCCCUACCGAUCACAUCGAUACCCUGCCUGUGGCCGCUGUCACAAGCGUCGGUCUCGGUGUGUGAUUGAAGUGCCCGGACAAGGGUGCUCACUGUGCUACAAGCACCGUAUCCCCUGCUCGUUGGCGAGCACCAAUGGCACCAACAUCCACCAUGUCGCUCCCAGUGUCGGGUUCGUCCACCGAUCACUUCUCGCAGAUGACCAGUCUCUGGAGAGCAAUGCGUUUCUGGUCGGCCCGGUGAUUGCCAGGGACAAGCAGAUUCUCGACCAGUAUCUUCCACACGGCCACGAGCCGUCACUCUCGGAUCUGGGCCGACAAGAAGCAGCGGAGAAACCGAUCUACCAUAUGCCUAUCCCACCGCGGAUGCCGAGUCCGACAGGAUGCCAGUGUUGGCGGGAAGUGCCACGGGAGUUGUUGGCCCAGGUGGAGCCGUACCUGGAGGAGCUGAUGUCGAUGUACUUCGAGCAUGUUGCGCCCUGCUACCCGAUCGUGGACGAAGAGUACAUCAUGACACGAAUCCGGAACCGGGGCCACCAGCUCCCGCAGCUGUUUUCUGUCAUUCUUAUCUCACACGCGCUCUUCUACUGGGACCUGUCGCCCGGUCUAACAUCCCACAGACGGCCCGACCAGGACCUGGCGUGGCAAAGUGCGGUAGCGUUGAACGCGGCAAGCAUCCAAAAGGGUGACGUGGCGACGAUCGCGACCUUGUGCAUCGGCGUCUCCGGCCGCCCGUGUCAGCGCCUGGUCAACAACGCGACGAACGUGGCGCGGUGCGUGGCGCUCGCGCACAUUGUCGGUCUGAACCACGACUGUCGGGAAUGGAAAAUUCGCGACCUCGAGAAACGCACCCGCUGCAAAGUCUGGUGGGGACUCCUGAUCCAAGACCGCUGGUUCAAUUUCGCCCAGGGCACCCCUCCCUACAUCUCGCAAGACCAUUACGACGUGCCCGUCCCGACGGUCGAGCUGCUCGUCCCCCAAAGUCGAGCCAAUUCUCCCAACCACGUCCGCGCCGCCGAGAUCUACAUCCAACUGUGCCGACUCACCGAGAUUAUCGGCGAAGUGUUGCCCAUGAUCUACCACCUCCGCGUCCGCGCCGGCGGGAUGACCACCACAACGGACAGAGCCUCACGGGCUGAAGUCGAGCUGGACCGCUGGAUUGAGAGAUUCCCCGCAUGGUUGAACCUGACGGAUUUCUCCGACGCCCGGCCCCAGGUGCCCGGGUUGGUUAACUUGCAACUCUCCUACCUGGCUGUGCGGAUGCUCUUGCGCCGCAUCGCCUGGCACGAGCACAGCCUGGGCCUGGGCCUGGCUCCGGGCGAGACUGCUCCCGAUUACUCGUGGUUACUGUCCUGCCAGGCCGCAGCCGAGGACGUCGUCCGGUUCGUGACCUCGCUGACCAGGGACGACCUCGCGGGUUUCUGGCUCCCUUACAAUGCCCACCAUUUCACCUCGGCUGUCACCUUAUUGCUCCGCUGCGCGCUCCAACAGACCAUCCACCCGGCCGUGCGGGACCAGUGCAUGGCCAGCGCGCGCACCUUGGUCGACCGCCUCCGGAGGUAUCGCGAGGAGGAUAAGUGGGAUCUCGCGGAGACGUGUCUCUCCCAGAGUGAGUCCAUCCUGAAAAGGAUCGAGGAUUUGCCUACCACGACUGUCAUCCCAGCAACUGCCACCACCACCAGCAGCUAUUCUCGCCACCUCGAUGACCAGGACUAUGGAACGAAUAAUCCAAUGGACCAGACUCUGUCGGAUAACGGAGGCGAAGAAAUAUUUGCUCCGCAAUCUCUGUCAUUCUCUCUACCGGGACGAGAACAUGGUUCCAGUCUCGAAGAACUGUUUCCCGAAAUUUUUGGCGAUUGGUAUACCGACAACUUCCUCCUCGAGCCAGAUGAUUUCAAUUUGGAUGCUUGA
Molecule: messenger RNA, 1923 nt
Organism: Rhinocladiella mackenziei CBS 650.93
Lineage: Eukaryota; Fungi; Ascomycota; Eurotiomycetes; Chaetothyriales; Herpotrichiellaceae
Exons: 1
Coding region: 1-1923 (640 amino acids)
Biological process (GO): DNA-templated transcription
Cellular component (GO): nucleus
Molecular function (GO): DNA-binding transcription factor activity, RNA polymerase II-specific; DNA binding; zinc ion binding
Source: RefSeq, a predicted model, not a curated record